AUGGCAGACAAGCUUGGCGCAUUGAAGCCUCAGAGGAAGAUUGAGCUGUACUCGGGCAACUACUUCGCAGCAUGUACGCUCGGAGGCAUCAUUGCCUGCGGGCCGACGCACACCAUGGUCACUCCCCUUGACUUGGUAAAAUGCCGUCGUCAAGUCGACGCCAACCUCUACAAAUCCAACUCUCAGGCCUGGAAGAUGAUUUACGCCAAAGAAGGUCUGCGCGGCGUUUUCUUCGGCUGGGCACCUACUUUCGUCGGAUACUCGUGUCAAGGCGCUGGCAAAUACGGUUUCUACGAGGUCUUCAAAUACCUUUAUGGAGAAAAACUUGCGCCCGGUGCACCCAAGCAAGUCGUUUUCCUCGCUGCCUCCGCUUCCGCAGAGUUUCUCGCCGACAUUGCGCUGUGCCCCCUUGAGGCGAUCAAGGUCCGCAUGCAGACCACGAUGCCGCCUUACGCGAACACGUUGAGAGAGGGGUGGAGCAAGGUGAUCAGAGAAGAGGGUGUCGGCGGACUCUACAAGGGUCUGUACCCGCUCUGGGCACGUCAAAUCCCAUACACCAUGGUCAAGUUUGCUACAUUCGAGGAGACCGUUUCUCGCAUCUAUCAGUUCAUUGGCAAGCCAAAGGAAUCGCUUAGUGGACUCCAGCAGACCGGAGUUUCAUUCCUGGGUGGCUACAUCGCUGGUAUUGGCUGUGCGGUUGUGUCGCAUCCUGCCGAUGUCAUGGUCUCGAAACUCAACAGCGACCGCAAGGCUGGAGAGGGUGCCGGACAAGCUAUCUCCAGGAUCUACGGUAACAUCGGCUUCCGCGGCCUCUGGAACGGACUGUCUACACGCAUCUUCAUGAUUGGUACUUUGACGGCGUUCCAGUGGUUGAUCUACGAUUCUUUCAAGGUCGGCCUUGGACUGCCAACUACUGGUGGUCACUAG
Molecule: messenger RNA, 927 nt
Organism: Ascochyta rabiei
Lineage: Eukaryota; Fungi; Ascomycota; Dothideomycetes; Pleosporales; Didymellaceae
Product: Cu/Pi carrier
Exons: 3
Coding region: 1-927 (308 amino acids)
Biological process (GO): mitochondrial phosphate ion transmembrane transport
Cellular component (GO): mitochondrial inner membrane
Molecular function (GO): phosphate transmembrane transporter activity
Source: RefSeq, a predicted model, not a curated record